CUUUUAAGGUUUAUAGAAUAACUAUACAUAUUUUUACAAUUUAACUCAUGAGUUCCGUUGAGAUUUAACACAAAUUUUUAGAAUUUUUAAUGCUAUUAAUCCAAAAUAUUUAUAGCAGAAAAAAAAAAGAGGAAACCAAAAGCUGGUUACUUUCAUUACACAAGAUUUUAAUCCAUGGAUGUUUGUAAGAAGAAGAAAAAAAGUUAUUUUUCAAAACAAAGAGGGAGGAAAAAGGGGAAGAAAUAGUUAGCUUAUGAAGCACUUCAUAUUCUUAUUCUAUGUAUCUAAGCAGUAAGCAACAGCAAAAAAAAAAAAGAAUUAAAAAAAAAAGCAAAAUGUACAGAAAAAAAAAAAAGGAACCCACUAACAUGGAUGAGUUUAGGAUUUAAAUAUAUUCAUCCACUUUAGCAAUUUCCUUGUUUGACUCUCUCCUAUGUCAUUUUGCCUUUCUUCAUUUUUUUAAUUUGAAACUGUGUAAUAUUUGAGAUAUAACUGGAUGAGGAAAAUACUACUGUGAUUGUUUUCAUGGGAAAUACAUGCCUUAGAUCUUUCAAGGGUAAUAAUCAUUUUCAGGGCUACAAUACCACCACUGGUACCAAUUUGGCUCCAUCCAUCAGCCCCACAGCUAACACCAUGAGAAGAGCCUUUGAUCACCAAGCUCAUUUUGUUUUAGGCCGUAAGACCCCUAAUAUCCAUGAGCUUUACACUUUUGGCCGCAAAUUAGGACAAGGACAGUUUGGGAUUACUUACUUAUGUACCGAUAUUUCGACCGGGAUUGAAUAUGCUUGUAAGUCAAUAUCGAAAAGGAAGUUGAUUCGCAAGGAGGAUGUGGAGGAUGUUAGGAGGGAGAUUCAGAUUAUGCAUCAUUUGGCUGGUCAUAAGAAUAUCGUGUCGAUUAAAGGCGCUUAUGAGGAUACUUUAUAUGUGUAUAUCGUGAUGGAGUUUUGCUCCGGAGGCGAACUGUUCGAUAGAAUUAUCCAGAGAGGGCAUUACAGUGAGAGGAAGGCAGCUGAGUUGACUAAGAUUAUUGUUGGUGUUAUUGAGGUUUGCCAUUCACUCGGGGUUAUGCAUAGAGACUUGAAGCCUGAGAAUUUCUUGUUGGUUAACAAGGAUGAUGAUUUCUCACUCAAGGCAAUUGAUUUUGGACUCUCGGCCUUCUUUAAACCUGGGGAAAUCUUUAGUGAUGUUGUUGGAAGCCCGUAUUAUGUCGCUCCUGAAGUACUCCUCAAACAUUAUGGACCUGAAGCAGACAUAUGGUCUGCAGGAGUUAUACUCUAUAUAUUGCUAUGUGGCUUGCCACCGUUUUGGGCAGAAACAAUACAAGGAAUCUUCGCUGCUGUGCUAAAAGGACAUAUUGACUUCAGCUCUUACCCAUGGCCCCUAAUAUCCGAUAGCGCAAAGGAUCUAAUCCGGAAGAUGUUGUGCAUUCACCCUUCAGAACGGUUGACAGCUCAUGAAGUAUUAUGUCAUCCUUGGAUUUGUAAAAAUGGGGUUGCCCCGGAUAAGGCACUGGAUCCGGCAAUACUUUCUCGCCUCAAGCAAUUCUCGGCAAUGAAUAAAUUAAAGAAGAUGGCUUUACGGGUAAUAGCUGAAAGCCUCUCUGAGGAGGAGAUUGCUGGUUUGCGAGAAAUAUUUACAGCUAUGGAUACUGGUAAGAGCGGUGCUAUCACAUUUGAUGAACUCAAAGCCGGUUUGCAAAGAUAUGGUGCCACCUUGAAAGAUACAGAGAUUCAGGACCUUAUGAAUGCAGCUGAUGUGAGCAAUAGCGGGACCAUCGAUUACGGUGAAUUUAUAGCUGCAACAAUUCACCUUAAUAAGCUAGAGCGCAAGGAGCAUCUCGUUGCAGCAUUCCAGUACUUUGAUAAGGAUAAAAGUGGCUAUAUUACGAUUGGUGAGCUUAAACAAGUUUGUGCCGAGCUUAACAUGAAAAAUGUUUUACUUGAGGAUAUAAUCCAAGAAGUCGAUCAAGAUAACGAUGGAAGAAUCGACUAUGCUGAAUUUGUUGCCGUGAUGCAAAAAGGCAAUGCAGGAGUUGGUAGACGACCCAUGAGAAACAGUCUGAAUAUGAGCAUUAGAGAUGUGCCGGGUUCUCAAUAAUUGCUGGCCACACACAUCAUGUACAGAUUGUACAGCAAAACUGGAAAACGGAAUAUCCAGAAUGAAACUUUUUCGGCUUAACAGUUCCGGUUCCUCCGAUGUCACCCCGGACUCCCGUCACCAAAGAAAUGGUCAUGGAAAGGUUCUUUGUUAUUGGUUUAUAAUGCUAUAGGCCAGUUUGUAUGAAUUAAUGAGAAAAUAAUGUCAAUAUAGCAAUAAGAUGACCUAGAUUAGAUUUAUAAUACCUGGAUUGUAUAAUAAAUUUGUGGUUUUAUUAGUACUCCAAUUUCCAUGGACUUAAAAGUUUUAUUUACUAAGGAUCAAUCUGAAAAUUAAGAUAUAA
This is a messenger RNA of Gossypium arboreum, 2440 nucleotides long. RefSeq names its product calcium-dependent protein kinase 4-like. The coding region runs from base 526 to 2097 and encodes 523 amino acids. Gene Ontology annotation, cellular component: cytoplasm; nucleus. The transcript has 9 exons. Gene Ontology annotation, molecular function: calmodulin binding; calcium/calmodulin-dependent protein kinase activity; ATP binding. NCBI's taxonomy places the organism in Eukaryota, Viridiplantae, Streptophyta, Magnoliopsida, Malvales, Malvaceae. Gene Ontology annotation, biological process: intracellular signal transduction; peptidyl-serine phosphorylation; protein autophosphorylation. The record is from RefSeq and is a predicted model, not a curated record.